Durusdinium trenchii is the source of this 1058-nucleotide messenger RNA. The record is from the annotation of a GenBank genome assembly. Lineage: Eukaryota; Dinophyceae; Suessiales; Symbiodiniaceae.
CAUUUUCUGUCCCCAACGCGUUACUUCUCAUCCCGUCCCGGAGCCGGACGUCCGUCGCCAUGGCGCGGUGAGUUGGGCGAGCUUCGGCGGAAACGGGAUGUUUGCUCAGGAUUAUGAGGAUGACGACGAGGCCAGCGGCGACGACCGCGGCCGCUCGCCGCGCGGCGCUGGCGGCUACGCCACGCGCGCCGCCGAGGCGGUCGAGCGGCGCAUCAACGAGGGCCGCGAGCCCAUGGAAUUUCACCGUCUUCAUCGGGGCCGCCGGGGCCAGGCCUUUGGCGCGGCGCCAGCGGAGGCGGCUCCUGAGCUGGAUGGCCUGGAGACGAAGCGAAAAAGCGGCUCCAAGGUCUCAGAGCUGAGGGACUACUCCGACCGGCUCUGGCGCCCGGGCACGUCCGGGCGGCCACCCAGCGCCGUGGCCGCGGACCCUGCAGAGCCGCCGGGGGCAGCUGUGGGCGGGCGUGGCGGAGCAGCGGCAGCGGCGGAGGCCAAGGAGUUGGCCCUGCUCACUGGGCGAGGUCCGUCGCGGACUGCGACGGCGAGUGCGCAGACCGGGUCGCAGACUGGCAGGAGCACGUCCAGCCUAGCAGAUUUGAUGAGCGGCCUUGAGAAGAUGAGGAAGGAGAAGAAAGAGAAGAAGGAAAAGAAAGAGAAGAAGGACAAGAGCAAGAAAAAGAAAGAGAAGAAGGAGAAGGAGAAGGAGAAGAAGAAAGACAAGGACAAGAAGAAGCGCAAGAAGGAGAAGAGCAGCAGCUCAUGACAGACUUCUGCCGCCCCGCUCAUAGACGGGCUCCCUCCAGCGGGAAGCCGGCGGUGGAGAUGGCCGCCACGGCGCCCGCGAGUGGAGCUGGCGGCUGGAGCGGAUGCACCGAGACGUGCCGUUGGAGUGAAGGAAUUCGCGCCAAAGGAGUGACCUGCGAGACACCAGAAACACACCGCCAUGUGGGGACUCAAGCCGGCAGUGUCUCGAAGUGGCGCACGAUGGUGGACGAAUGACCCAGGAUCUUCCUCUUCCGACUGGGCCGCGAACUGCGAAAAGAAAAUAUCCAUUUCUCCAG